This is a messenger RNA of Dentiscutata erythropus, 936 nucleotides long. Lineage: Eukaryota; Fungi; Glomeromycota; Glomeromycetes; Diversisporales; Gigasporaceae. The record is from the annotation of a GenBank genome assembly.
AUGGUUAAAGUUUCUAAAAUUCUUGUAUAUUUGGUACUUAUCGUCCAUGUUCAUUUAACGACUAGUUUACUUACUCAUGUAUUCGAAGAACGUAACUUGACUACCUUAUUAGCAAAUACAUCAGGACAUAAUCUGGAAAAAAGAAUUAUUUUCCCCCAAUUUGACCCACUUAAACUUAAAGAAACAUUAAUUGAGCGUCCAGCUGAACUUCCUGAUCAGGUAGAGCUGUUACACCUUCCUUUGGCUUGUAAAUGGCUUAGGACUUUUGUUGCAUUUUGUAUUUGUUGUGUAUUAAGCAAUCGAAAUGUGGUGUUUGAUGAACAAAGGUACAUUCAAGAUCCUUCAAGUAUCGAUCAAUUAAUAAAAGCACGCGUUUAUGGUCCUAAGCUUGGAGAAAUGUUUCGUGAAUAUCGUAUAUCACAUUAUUAUAAUCGCGUGUAUUUCGAUGGUACAGCCAAAGAUUUUGUAAUACCUAUAUGUCGUACUUCAGAAGCAAUUCCAAUUAAACGUUUCACAUAUGAGCUUCAAGUACCGUGUUUACCUAAGGCUGCUGAAGAUAUUUUGCGUUUUUAUGAUCCUUCAACACCAUUUUCUACAUCCGAUGAUCUUAUUAGACCACCAAAAGGCAAACAACUUUUAUUAAAUGCACAAGGAUUUUCAGAGUUUUACGAAUUAAUGUUACAAGAUAAAUAUAAUAUAUUGGGAUAUCGCACACAACGUUCUCUGCUUAAUAUUCAUCGCCAAGUGCUAAAAUAUUUAUCUGAAGAUAUUAGCAUAGAUAAUUAUUUUAAUCUUAUCUACUACAAAUUUGGAGUAAAAAUUGAUAUUUUAUUGCGCAAAAUUACAAACUUAGUAGAUCAUGAUGGUUUAGUAAGUCAAUCUAUAGCCGAUCUAAUGGUUAUAUGUGAGGAAGAUGGAUAUACUCAUACAAAUUAG